AUGCUGCUAUCCAUCCCGUCCGCGCACACGGAGGUGAUCACGUCGCUGCAGUUCUCACCACACCACAGCACUGUCUUCUGCUCAACGUCUGGUGAUGACACCGCCGCACUGUGGGAUCUGCGCCAAUCUUCACAAGGCCAUGAAGUGGCACGACUCGUACACCAUCAGGGGCCAGUCAAUCACGCCUUAUUUCUCCACGAUGAUGAUCGUCUGUUGUUAACAGCCUCUGAUGAUCGCACAGUGGCGUGCUGGGAUGUGCGUGCCUUGAGUGCACCCGUUGGGGGAAUUCAAGGAUUUGGCGAUGGGAUUAACAAAAUGUUGCGUAUUCCCGCACCUGUGGGAAGUGAGAAUAGCAACAGGAGUAAUUGUUUGGUGGCAAGUGCCUGUGAUGAUGGCAUGGUAUACAUCCACUCACUGAUGCCAGAUACUACUGGUGUGAGUGCGACAAUGGUAGACCGUUUCUGGGCAGCCACAAGCACAGUAAAUGAUAUUGUGCUUUCCCCAAAUCCUAGAAUGCUCAUCACAGCUUCUGAAGACUGUGCGGUACGAGUAUGGAAUAUCAUUGGAGACCCAUCGGCAACAACAGACGACCGACUUGUUACUUCCUUUGAGGAAUUUGACAAUCCAGUCAAUCACAUUGCUGUAAUGUGCUAUACAGACGCUGAAGAGCAAGAACAACAACAACAAUCUGAAGAUUGUCUCACUUCUACAACAACUACUUCUUCUUCCUGUUGGCUUUACGCCGCUUGUUCUGAAUUUAUUUUUGCUGUAGAUAUGGAUCCAACAUCUGGUACCUUCGGUGAUGGUGCACGCACCUUCACUGGUCAUCAAGACUAUGUUCGUGGGUUGGAAUUUCUUAACCGCAAUACACUUCUAACAGUCUCUGAUGAUGCCACUGGAGUGGAGUGGUCCCUCACUACAGCAGAUCCCAUUCGACAGGUGAAACUGCAUGAGGGACUUGUAAUGGCCUCCGCUACAUCUGCAGCGAAGGAUGUGUUAUUGACAGGAACAGACGGCGGAGAACUACGGGCGUGGCAUUUACCAUUUAAUACAGAGACAUGCUGUGGUGGAAUUAAUUGUUGUUAA
Trypanosoma theileri is the source of this 1086-nucleotide messenger RNA. RefSeq lists its product as uncharacterized. The record is from RefSeq and is a predicted model, not a curated record. Lineage: Eukaryota; Euglenozoa; Kinetoplastea; Trypanosomatida; Trypanosomatidae. Bases 1 to 1086 code for a protein of 361 amino acids. Gene Ontology annotation, molecular function: protein binding. The transcript has a single exon.